This is a messenger RNA of Candoia aspera, 3587 nucleotides long. Its product is annotated as rho GTPase-activating protein 20-like. The record is from RefSeq and is a predicted model, not a curated record. Gene Ontology annotation, molecular function: GTPase activator activity. NCBI's taxonomy places the organism in Eukaryota, Metazoa, Chordata, Lepidosauria, Squamata, Candoiidae. Gene Ontology annotation, biological process: regulation of Rho protein signal transduction; signal transduction. The transcript has 15 exons. Bases 268 to 3567 code for a protein of 1099 amino acids.
GAGUCCAGCUGACAGUCUGCCCACAUUCCUGUCCAAGGAGCCGCAGGGUCAUCCAGACAGCUGGGGCCGGAGAAGCUUUCUCCAGGGCCCGUCUCCUCUUUCCUUGGGGUAGGGGAACGUGCCCGGAGGCUGUGGAUAACAUGCUUGCACGAGAAGCCCCAAGCACCAGCCCACAGGAUGGCUUCCCUGCAGAGAGCUAACCUGCCCCAGGGGCAGCGCAAGGAGGGUUCGAGAGGCUGGCUUCUCCCCUAGGAGUGGAGCAAGAAAAUGAAACCCAUCGUUCAAAGGAGGCGCUCAACUUCGGCUGCCAUCAGCAAAGCAUUUGGUAAAUCCAAGUAUCAUUCCAGCAGGGAAGUUAUUUUGCCAUCCUCCCACCAAGAUAAUGGAUUACCAGCUGGAGCUUUUAGUAACCCAGAUUCCGUCUUCAUCUUGGAUGAGCGUGUACAGCUUACUCUGGGCUUACAAACCCAAGAGAGGCAUUUGUUCCUCUUCAGCAACAUGCUAAUCGUGGCCAAGUCCAAGUCCUCUUCUAGCUUGAAACUGAAGAAAAAGAUCCACUUGAGUGAAGUAUGGACAGGAUCCUGCCUUAGUGAAGUGUCAGAGAAGAAAAUGAGCCCAGGGACAUCUUUUGUGAUUGGCUGGCCAACUAUAAAUUAUGUCGUCACUUUCAGCUCUUCUGAAGUGAAGGAAAGAUGGCUAUCCAUGCUACUCUGGCACAUCUAUGAAAUUAAGCAGACUGAGUAUCCCAAAAGUUUGCCUAUGCAGAUUUUGGUGAUGGACCGAGAGAACAGCUCUUCUAAUACCACAUCAAGCAUCGCCAACAUGGAAACUGCCGACAACCUUAUCAAAAAGGCCACAGAACAGUUGGGAGUUCCUGGUAGACCAAGUGACUAUCACCUCUGGGUGAUUUCAGGAAGGGACAAUCCUGCGUACCCUCUUAUUGGACAUGAGCAUCCCUUCAGCAUUAUCCUUGGUUGCCUCCGAGGCUCCGUGGACCAGUUCCCAGGCACCAACAAUGACGCGCUGCUUCCUGAUGAAUAUGGACCUUCGCUGCUGGACCAGCUUCCCAGGGACAGGCAAUGCCAGUUCAUCCUGAAGCCCAAGCCCCAGGCUCCAGUGCAGUUGCGGAGAGCCCCUUUGCAGAAACGUUGCAAGAGGAAGAAGUCUUUGAUCGACUGGGCUCUUCGGAGAAGCACCAGCACCCCGACUGGCAGUCCUGCCUCUCAGUCCCCAGCCAGCCCGCGAAAACUCUUCGGCUUGUCCUUAGCAUCCGUUUGUCCUGACGGAAGCCUUCCCAAGCCCAUCAUGGACAUUUUGUAUCUGCUGUACCAUGAAGGUCCUUCCACAAGAGGCAUCUUCAGGCGCUCGGCCAAUGCCAAGAAUUGCAAGGAGCUGAAAGAGAAGCUCAACUCGGGCAAUGAUGUCCAGGUGGACGGCGAAUCUGUCUUCGUGGCAGCAGCAAUCAUUACGGACUUUCUGCGAAAUAUACCUGACAGUGUUCUAUCCUCAGACAUGCACAAUCUAUGGAUGGAAGCCAUGGAUAAGGAAACCCGGGCCCACAAGAUCGAAGCGGUCCAAAGGUUAGUGAAGCAGCUCCCAGAAGCCAACCUCCUUUUGCUCAAACACCUCUUUGGGGUCUUGCACAAUAUUGAGCAGAAUGCCUUGGAGAAUCAGAUGAACGCCUUCAACCUGGCUCUCUGCAUCGCCCCCAACAUGUUGUGGCUUCCCAGUCCCACCGGACCGGAGGAGGAAAGCAAGUCAACGAAGAAGGUGGCCAUGUUGGUGCAAUUCCUGAUUGAAAACUCCGCUGAAAUUUUUGGAGGGGACAUUGCUUCCCUGUUCCAAAGGCCAGAGAAGAAGUCCCAAAGUGUGGAUGACUUAUUAGUUCGGCACAAUGAGUCCUCAGAUGAGAUGGAAUAUGCAACUCCUUACCAGGAAAGAGCCAAACAACAUUAUGGGCUUGAAGGAGACGAUGGCCUGUUCAGCCCAUCUGAAGGGCUGAUUCUCAGCGAGGAACCAGAAGACUGGGAUCUGUUCAGUGAGAUCACUGCUUGCUACCAGAAUAAAUCCAGGAAGAAUGCAAGUACUGACAGUUAUGACCUCCUGGAAGAAGAAGGCUCCUUCUGCUCCCUUGGCUCCAUCAGUUCUUUCAGCCCUGCAAGGAACCGAUGCUCCUCGGAGCCUAGUGUUUGCCUGAGCUCUCAAUUUCCUGCCCAGGACCAUGAGCCAGUGGCCCGGCAAUCCAGUUGCGAUGCCACCAUCAUGCAUACCCACGGCGAUUACAUCCACAGGCUCAAGCAGUUGCAGCUGGAGAGUCAGAAGCUUAUUGAUGAAGGUUUGAGCCCUGGUCUUAGCAGAGCACCCCACAGCUUCUGGAGAGGACCUCUGUGCAGCAACAUGGCAAAGAAGAUCAGCAUGCAGAAAACAAGCUUGUCCAACCGGUCUAGCUUCUCCAGCCUGUCCUCUACCACCACUUCUCCCUCAGCUUCCUCAUUAAGCUCCUUAGACAGUGCAUUCUCCUACUGCUCUGAAUCCUCUGCCUUAAGCCCCAUGGAUGUCUCCACCCUGCCCUUCAUGUUUGGUACUUCUGCCAGGCUCCAUGCUUUGUCCCCCAAAGUGCCUAAGAAGUCCUUGAAAGAAUGGCACAAGCCCUUUACUUCUCCUUUGCCCCUAGGCUCUUGCCAUAUGGACAUUUGCACUGAUAGGCAAGUGGAGGACAAAGAGAAAAGCUGCAGCAGAGGCAAGGGGCAGGUUUUCAUGCCCUUUAGGAUGACUGGAAAUCUGCUAAAUGAGGACAACUUGGACAAAGACCAGCUGGAGUCACAAUGCACUGAGACGCCCUCUCUGGUUCUUGGCAGACACGGUUCUGAAGAACCUGACCACCAGCAUCAUAUUCCUGAGGGUUCUGCUCCCAUGGACCAGUACGUCCAGAGGGAGAAAUCUGUGAAGCACAUAGAGGUCAAGUGUGCUGAAGCUAGACUUCACAGUCAAGGAAGUUUGAAGCGCACCAAGAUAACGGUGUACAUGGCCCCCAAAGAGAGAAGCCCACGAGGUUCGCCAGUGGUGCCAGAGGAAGCCAUUGUAACUGCCAGCAACAAGGGCACCGACCCUGAUGGAAAACGCAGUAGCAGGGAAGGCCCUUCCAAGAGGCUACAGACUGUAAGAGUUCAUAUCCCCCAGACAGUGUUUUAUGGACAAAACACUCCUUUGGUGCUCCAUUCCAUUUCGAGGAGGUGCCACCAGGAAGCUGUGGGACAGCCAUCGCAGCAGAAGGCUCUGCAAAGGGGUCCUCUGUCAGAAGCCCCAGGGGAGCCGGCCCAUCUGGAAGGGGACCCCAGUGAGGACAGCCACGGUGCUUUCCACUUCUUCCUCCCGGCUUCCAUUCGCCACACGGUCCGGGAAUACUUCAGCCAGGACCACCCCACAGACUGUGUCCCAGCAGGGGCAGAAAUGGUGGAGAAGGAACUGAUCCGGAGCAGGGUGGAGUGGCUUCGAAGCCAGCCUUGCCCCGGCAUCACAGCCGAGGAACGCAACGCCUUGGUGUUUGCAGAGGAGACAUUUGUUUGAGGGCACCACGCCUGGCAGGA